Molecule: messenger RNA, 1545 nt
Organism: Cyanistes caeruleus (blue tit)
Lineage: Eukaryota; Metazoa; Chordata; Aves; Passeriformes; Paridae
Source: RefSeq, a predicted model, not a curated record
AUGUUGGAGGUUUCCAUGGGAAAAUGGAAUGUGAAGGAAGAGUCAAGGCUGGAUGUUCUGAUAAACAAUGCAGGGAUAUUCCAGUGUCCAUACAUGAAGACAGAGGAUGGUUUUGAGAUGCAAUUUGGUGUAAACCACUUGGGCCACUUCUUGCUCACCAACCUUCUUCUGGGCCUCCUCAAAAAUUCUGCCCCAAGCAGGAUUGUUGUAGUGUCCUCAAAGCUUUACAAAUAUGGAGAGAUCAACUUUGAAGACUUGAACAGUGAAAUAAGCUACAAUAAAAGCUUUUGUUACAGCCGAAGUAAACUGGCUAACAUAUUAUUUGCCAGGGAGCUGGCCCGUCGUUUGGAAGGGACAGGAGUCACCGUCAACUCCCUUCAUCCUGGGAUUGUCAGAACAAAUCUAGGCAGACAUGUGAAUAUUCCUUUGCUGGCCAAACCUCUAUUCAACUUAGUGUCAUGGGCUUUCUUCAAAUCGCCUCUGGAAGGAGCCCAGACAUCUAUUUAUUUGGCCUCUUCUCCUGACGUCGAGGGUGUGUCAGGAAAGUAUUUUGGAGACUGUAAAGAGGAAGAACUACUGCCCAAAGCCAUGGAUGACUUGGUUGCAAGGAAACUGUGGGAUAUCAGUGAAGUGAUGGUUGGCUUACUGAAGUAAGUGCCAGGGGGUGUCUGCAAAAAAGAAUGCAGAUAGCUAUGCAGUGUAUUUUCACAACAGUGAAAUUCUCACUUUAAAUGCUGUGGGAAUACAGUGUAUUUUGCUCAGUAAAUACGAAAUAAGAGAGUGAUUUAUGUUGGAACUCUGUUUUGAAGUGAAAGACAAUCUUCAAUAGACACAGGCAUUCAGAAGAAAGCUGAAAUAAAAUUUGUGGGUGUGAGGAUAAUUUCUGGUGGUUAAAUCUGCUUAGAAACUUGUGUUUAACAAAUAAAAAUUAAGCAGAAAUGUGUUUUGCAAUAUAUACUCAUAUUUGUCAUUACGUGUCAGGCUGGACAAUGCAGGGUACUGAUGGUGAAACACUUGUGUAAAAAAUUAUUUGAAAAUAAGUCUUAAUAAUAGUAUUUUUUUUUUUUAAGCCAUCAUAAUGACAAAUAGAAUAAAGAAUUUUCCUGAUAUCUUGCACUGUAAUGGUUGAGGCCUCUGAGUGCCUUUCAAAGGCUUGUCAGCCUCAUGGUUCAGUGAACAAAAUCGUUGAGCCGUGCACAGUUUUGCUGUGAAGCACAAAGUCAGCUAUUUUUAGUGAUGUUGCUGCUAUUCAGCUUGUAAGUAUACUUGGUUGUGCAAGUUGUAUUUUUAUUUUCAUGUGUGUUGAAUUGCUGUUUCUUGAAACCUUGGGUUUCGUUAAAGGGGUUGUUGCAAAAUGUAUAAUGGUCUUGAUAGGACUUUGCAUGGCAUGAACUGUGUAAGACCUCAUGCAAAUUAGACUGAAGAGAAUAAGCUUCUCUAUGUGUUUGGCUUGACUGAUGGCACUUUAACUCAGUAACGAGGUUCCAUAAAUGUCUCAUACAGCUGACUGAAUAUUCUUUAAUAAAAUCUUUUAAAAAGAAGACA